Malassezia japonica is the source of this 726-nucleotide messenger RNA. RefSeq lists its product as uncharacterized. Gene Ontology annotation, cellular component: ribonuclease H2 complex; nucleoplasm. The record is from RefSeq and is a predicted model, not a curated record. The coding region runs from base 1 to 726 and encodes 241 amino acids. NCBI's taxonomy places the organism in Eukaryota, Fungi, Basidiomycota, Malasseziomycetes, Malasseziales, Malasseziaceae. The transcript has a single exon. Gene Ontology annotation, biological process: RNA catabolic process.
AUGUUGCCAGGAGGGUCGAUCGCGCUGGCGCACCCCGCGGUCGACGCCGAGACGCGCCUGCUGGUGCUCCCGCACCCCAGCAGCGGCGCGCCGACGUACUUUAGCACGCCUGCAGAAGGCGAACACGAGAUGUACGAGCUGCUCGUCGUGCGCGCCGAAAAGCCGAGCGCACGGAGCUGGAUGGUGGCCGCCCGCGAUGCGCACGCGGGCGGCAGCGUGCUCGCAGACGGCGCGCUGCGUGUCCUCUCGCCCAUCGACCCCGUAUUUGUGCUGCUCGGCCUCCUCGCCGAGAGCGACGCGGAGCGCCGUUUCUGCCCCGCCGACGACCUGGCCGAGGCUGCGGCCGAGCGGCACGCCCAGCGGCGCGCGACCGAAGGCAGCGUGCGCCCCUGGCCGGACAUUGCGCCGUUUCUACUACAUCCCCGCAUGGCAGCGCACCUCCAGCGCAUCUGCGAUACCCAAGACGAGCCGUCGGCGAGCGACGGACUCGUGUACCGGCUGAGCUAUGACAAGAUCGGUGCGCUGCUCUCGGACAAGUGCGCGCGCCUCGCGCAGUCGGCCGUGCACGACGCUGCGCCCGAGACGCUCGGGCGCCAGGUGCGCAAAGAGCUCGCCGAUGCGCAGCAUGCGAGCGACGCCGAAAUCCGCGCCGCGCAAGAAUCCGUCGCGCGGCGUCUGGUGCAGAGCUACCUUCCGCCGGCGGUCGCAGGGCGAUGGGUGUCGUAG